Cuscuta epithymum is the source of this 1728-nucleotide messenger RNA. Lineage: Eukaryota; Viridiplantae; Streptophyta; Magnoliopsida; Solanales; Convolvulaceae. The record is from the annotation of a GenBank genome assembly.
GAGUAACAUAUAGCGUAGCUCAUGUGCUAAUAGUAUAAAACGCUUGCACGAGUCGGUAGGGUGUUCAUCACACAAGAUACUGAACCAUUCUCUGAUAAACUAUUUCAGACCAAAUCGCCAUUUCCAGUUCCAAAAUUCUAUCUAUCACCUUGAGUGUGGAAUGCCAGAGCCGGUGAUUCGAGUUUUGCGUCACCAAUACUAUAAAACCCAAGUCAGUCAGAGGACAAAAUCCUCGUUGAUUUAAUGAUUUCUAUUUUUUAAAAGCAAUUGGAAUAAGGAAAAAAUCCAUACUUGAUGAUGGGAGUAAUAAGCUUUGAUAACGAUCUCUCAUUUCUCUCAACGUCACUGUUCUUCUGUUUACUUCCCUUGCUCGUUUUCUUCCUCUUCUCCAACAUAUUCUCAUCAAAACCCAGUAAUAAAAUCCCCAGAUCGUAUCCUCUGGUAGGUUCUUAUUUCUCACUUCUGAAAAACAGAGACCGCCGGUUUCAAUGGCUUUCCGAUGCCAUCAAUGCCUCCCCCAACCUGACCUUCACCUUACACCGCCCUGGAAUCUCCAAGGUCUACACUGGUAACCCUUUAAAUGUCGAGCACAUCCUCAAAACCCGCUUCUCUGUUUACUCGAAAGGCGAUUUUGCAAGAACCAAUUUAGCUGAUUUUCUCGGCGACGGAAUCUUCAACGUCGACGGAGAGAAGUGGAAGUUUCAGAGAGAGGUCGCCAUCCAUGAGUUCAACACCAGGUCUCUGCGCAACUUCGUCGCCACCGUCGUCGAUACAGAGCUCUCCGGCCGGUUAAUUCCCAUUCUGUCCUCUGCUUCUCGGGAAAAAACGGUUCUUGAUUUUCAGGAUAUUCUUCAAAGAUUCGCUUUUGAUAAUAUCUGUAAGAUCUCUUUCGGGUAUGAUCCCGGGUAUCUCUCGCCGUCCUUACCGGCGGCGACAUUGGCGGUCGCUUUUGAGGAAGCUCUGAAGAUCAGCAGUCAGAGAUAUGACGAAAUUAGCCCUCUUGUCUGGAAAUUGAAACGCCGUUUCAACAUUGGAUCCGAAAGGAAGCUCCGGAUUGCGGUUUCUGAGGUGCGGGAAUUCGCGAGGAAAAUCGUAACGGAGAAGAAGAAAGAGCUGGAGGAGAAGUCAACGCUGGACUCCGUUGACCUUCUGUCAAGAUUCUUGAGCUCCGGCCACUCGGAGGAGAACUUCGUCACCGAUAUCGUCAUCAGCUUCAUACUCGCCGGCCGGGACACGACGUCCGCCGCCUUGACGUGGUUUUUCUGGUCAAUUUCCCGGCAACCGGAAGUUGAAGAUAAGAUCUUGGAAGAGGUGAGAUCGCAAUCUGAGGCGGCGGUGUACGGUGAGCUAAAGGACAUGGUUUACACCCACGCCGCCCUCUGUGAGGCGAUGAGGCUUUACCCGCCGGUUCCGGUGGACUCAAAAACGGCCGGCGAGGAUGAUAUUUUGCCGGACGGGACGGCAAUGAAGAAGGGUUGGAGGGUAAGUUAUCACGCGUAUGCGAUAUUGAGAUUAUAUACUAUUUACCUCAUAUGAUUUACGUACCACGUGUAAUGUAUCCCUAUUACUAAGCAUGUAAGCAUGGGUGCAUGUAAUGCAUGGCCCAUGCAUUAUUCCCUUUCUAUUAUGCACAUCACCUAUUUAUAUGUAGCAUGCAUGUCAUGGAAGAAUACAAGUUCCGUAUCAUUAUAUUUCUUUUUACAUGAAGUUUAGCUCUCUCAAUAUUAG